UAUAGAGUCUCAACUCUUCUUCUUCCUCUUUUUCCUCUUAUUCAUAUGCAGGAAGGAAGAAGCAGUCCUCAUAUAGGAUAUGGAUGCCACACUGCUACUUUUUGUUGGGCUGUUAAUGGCCUUCCUAAACAGAACAGGGGCACAAACAGGUGUUUGUUAUGGAAUGAAUGGCAACAAUUUACCAUCUCCACAAGAAGUUGUGGAUCUAUACAAAUCACGAAACAUCCGAAGGAUGAGACUUUACUAUCCAAACCAAGCAGCUCUCCAAGCCCUCAACGGCUCCAACAUUGAACUCAUAUUGGGUGUCCCAAAUGAUGCCCUUCAAGCCAUAGCCAACAGCACUUCCACUGCAAAUGACUGGGUGCAGACUAAUGUGGUAGCCUACUCGUCUACUGUAAAAUUCUGGUACAUCGCCGUCGGCAAUGAAGUCAGUCCUGUAAAUGGCAAUUCUGAAUAUGUAAACUACGUUCUCACCGCCAUGAAAAACAUUCACAGUGCAAUUUCAGCAGCUGGCUUACAAAUCACAGUGACCACAGCUGUUGAAACUGGACUCCUUGGGACCUCCUACCCUCCAUCCCAAGGUGCAUUCAGGUCAGAUGUGAGUUCAUAUAUAGACCCAAUUAUAUCUUUCCUUUCCGGAAACGGGGCACCACUACUAGCAAAUGUGUAUCCUUACUUCAGUUACGAGGAUAACACAGGUUCCAUCUCUCUUUCCUAUGCCCUUUUUACAUCCACAUCAGUUGUGGUGACAGAUCAAUACAGUAACCUUGGAUACAAAAACCUGUUUGAUGCCAUGGUCGAUGCUCUCUACUCUGCUCUGGACAAGGCAGGUGGUUCCAGUGUUGGAAUUGUUGUAUCGGAGACCGGUUGGCCAACUGCAGGAGGUACCUCAACAACAGCAGCAAAUGCAGAGACUUACAACAACAAUCUGAUUCAACAUGUGAAGAAUGGCACUCCGAAGAGGCCCAAAGCCAUAGAGACUUAUCUGUUUGCCAUGUUCGAUGAGAACCGAAAGAGUCCAGAGGCAGAAAAGCAUUGGGGACUAUUCACUGCAGAUAAACAGCCCAAAUAUGAAAUUGAUUUCAGUUCUUCAGUUCCUACAAAUAGCACUCCAUCCGUAGCAGAUAAGCCAUAUUGCCUCAAUUACUAUAUCACCUUGCAUUUCCCUUCUCCUCUUUAACAUCUAUUCCGUGGUUGAAAGAAACUUGUAAUCCUCCCCCCACAUGUUCUUCUUGCUUAUGAAAGUCUAUGCAACUUUACUUCUUAGAUCUUUGAUUUAGUCAAUGAAAGCUGAUGAGGCCUUUCCAGGAAGGAAGAUUUGUGUUUUAAUUUCGACAAUAGAAGAACUCAAGAAAGUGAGCAAAA
Macadamia integrifolia is the source of this 1365-nucleotide messenger RNA. Its product is annotated as glucan endo-1,3-beta-glucosidase-like. The coding region runs from base 80 to 1180 and encodes 366 amino acids. NCBI's taxonomy places the organism in Eukaryota, Viridiplantae, Streptophyta, Magnoliopsida, Proteales, Proteaceae. The transcript is spliced from 2 exons. Gene Ontology annotation, molecular function: hydrolase activity, hydrolyzing O-glycosyl compounds. Gene Ontology annotation, cellular component: plasma membrane. Gene Ontology annotation, biological process: carbohydrate metabolic process. The record is from RefSeq and is a predicted model, not a curated record.